This is a messenger RNA of Cladophialophora immunda, 2013 nucleotides long. RefSeq lists its product as uncharacterized. Bases 157 to 1599 code for a protein of 480 amino acids. Lineage: Eukaryota; Fungi; Ascomycota; Eurotiomycetes; Chaetothyriales; Herpotrichiellaceae. The record is from RefSeq and is a predicted model, not a curated record. Gene Ontology annotation, molecular function: dioxygenase activity; zinc ion binding. The transcript has a single exon. Gene Ontology annotation, biological process: DNA repair; DNA alkylation repair. Gene Ontology annotation, cellular component: nucleus.
UUGCACACCGCGCGUAUUGGAGUUUACUAAGAGUUUCAUUUGUUUGGGCAAUGUUUGUGACUUGGCCCCGGCAGGCUGCGACUUGUAAACAACACUUCAAGAGUUGCCCCGGACCUCAACUCUGGACGAUGGCUCCCAGUCGCGGACACAGCGACCAUGGACACGUUCAUCUUGCGCAAACGACGUCGCGUGUCUGCGCCGCAGAGCGACCUUGCAACCAGGGUUGACCCUAUACCACAGAUCGAUGAAGACGAGGAAUCGACCGAUGUCAAACUGGCUAUUCUUUCGUCUCUGCACCCACACAGGUCUCAGGAUGACUUGCUCGAAGUCCUGCUCGGCUGUGACGGCUCCGUGGACGCUGCGAUCAAAGCCCUCGCGGCUCCAGCAAUGGAUCCCUCUCCGCCACCGAAACGUCGGAUGACAGGUGCUAGUAUGCAGACUGGUCUGCCAUAUGCGUCAGAGAACAAGAGUCCGUCAAAGUCAUCAGGACAACAACCGCUGACUAGAAAGGGCAAAACUUUGCACCUGUACACACCUCAAGAUAUCGCAAACCACACACCCUGUUCCAUAAUCCACAAUUUCCUGCCCUCCGACCUUGCAAACGCCCUUCUGGAAGAGCUCCUUGCCGAAGUUCCCAGCUACGACUCCAUCCAAUUCAAGAUAUUUGACAAUGUCGUCAAAUCCCCGCACACAGCCUGUUUCUACGUCGACAGCCUAGCAGAUGUGGAACGGCAGAGAAGCGAGUAUUACUACAACGGCAAUGAUCUUGGCGACGUCAGGCAGAUUCUCCCUGUCAUGAAGCAAGUCAGCGGUCUUGUUCGUGAUGCCGUAAACGAGGAGAUUGCCAUUCGGAUCCGCGACUUUUAUCCUGACGGGAAAAAACUAAAAUACCAGUCGCCCCAGAUCUGGAAGCCCAACGCCGCCUUCGUCAAUUGCUAUGACGGUGGCGCGCAACAUGUGGGCUAUCACUCGGACCAACUCUCCUAUCUUGGACCCCGGGCCAUCAUAGGGAGCUUGAGUCUCGGAGUGGCUAGGGAGUUUCGCGUUCGAAAAAUCGUGCCCAAGGACGAUCGCAAUGAAAAUGACAAGUCUGGAAGCACUUCUUCCGCAGCGGACGUGUCGGGCCAAAUCGCAAUCCACCUCCCGCACAAUUCUCUCCUCGUGAUGCAUGCCGAGAUGCAAGAGGAAUGGAAACACAGCAUCGCACCGGCCCUAACAGUCACGCCGCAUGCUAUCGCCGGUAACAAACGCAUCAACAUUACCUACAGAUGGUAUCGAGAAGAAUUUCGCCCCAAACACACUCCAAAGUGCAAAUGUGGGGUCCCUUGUGUGCUAAAAACAGUACAGAAACAGAGAGCUAAUCGGGGAAGAUAUAUGUGGAUGUGCCAGGUUGGAAAUAAGCCGAGUGGUGGCGAGGGAUGUGGGUUGUUCGAAUGGGCGAGAUUUACUGAUGAUGGUGUCCCUGUCGGUUGGAAGGAUGGUGCAGGAGAUGAAGAUGGUGGGCAAAAGGAAAGCGAGGGCCAACAAACGACGGACGAGAAGACUGGCCCACCAGACCACCAGAGCAUUAUCCACAGGGACGAGCAACAAAAUGUAUAAAUUUCUCCCUAUUGGCACCUAUCUGACGAGGGACAUGGACGUUGAGGCCUGCAACUUGCUCACUCUCCGUACUAUGUGCUUUCUGAUAGAUUUACCGACAACUAGGGAUCAGCUCCAAAGGAGUAGGGUGGAUUGAGGCCGCCGGUGAUGGUGACCCCAGGCAGAGUGCCCUCUCGGAACUCGCGAGCCAUCUCUUCGAAUGUACACCACUCCACGCCAGCAUGGGCGUUGAUGUAGUCGAUGAGCCUCUCGUGCAUCAGGAUCACCUGCGCCUUGCCGCUGACCUGCGGGUGAAUGGAGAUGGGGAAGAUGAACUGGUCGUACUCGCGGUAGUAGAAGUCGAACUGGUCCUUCCACAGGCGCUCGACGACGGAGGGGUCGACGAAGCCGUGCGUGCUCGCCUGCUUCAGGUUC